Molecule: messenger RNA, 7685 nt
Organism: Megalobrama amblycephala (Wuchang bream)
Lineage: Eukaryota; Metazoa; Chordata; Actinopteri; Cypriniformes; Xenocyprididae
Gene: zbtb16b
Product: zinc finger and BTB domain containing 16b
Exons: 7
Coding region: 356-2335 (659 amino acids)
Biological process (GO): regulation of transcription by RNA polymerase II
Molecular function (GO): RNA polymerase II cis-regulatory region sequence-specific DNA binding; DNA-binding transcription factor activity; protein binding
Source: RefSeq, a predicted model, not a curated record
AGCUGUAUUUCGCUGUAAGUUGGUCUUAAUACUUUAAUUUCAGUCUCAUGUAAAUUACUUGAAGUUUUGGUAACGGAACACCACAGUAAUGUUUCCAUCCUAAAAGCCCUAAUAAUCAUGGGGUCCGUGCGCGCGGCGUCUUGGCGCGCCUCAGUGAAAACAGCGAGCCAUUGCUUUGACGUCACGGUGAUGAUGAUGAUUGGAAUCCGAACGGCGAGUGUAGUGCGCGUGAAGCGGCUCCUGUGAACCUCAGUAUGUUGAUGCCUUAAUAACAAGUGUUCAAUUUACGCGCCAAUUGCAGGAGUACUCAAGGAGAGAAGCAAAUCUGUGAGAUGGUUCGGUAAAUGUCGAUGUAAUGGAUUUGACUAAAAUGGGUGCGAUCCACCUCCAGAACCCCGGCCACCCCACAUCGCUCCUGCAGAAGGCCAACCAGAUGCGCCUCUCUGGGACAUUGUGUGAUGUGGUCAUCAUGGUCGACAGCCAGGAGUUCCAUGCCCACAGAACCGUGCUUGCAUGUGCUAGUAAGAUGUUUGAGAUCCUGUUCCACCGCAACAGCCAACAUUACACUCUGGACUUCCUCUCACCAAAGACCUUUCAGCAGAUUCUGGAGUACGCCUACACUGCCACGCUCCAAGCAAAGCUGGAGGACCUGGACGACCUGCUGUACGCCGCAGAGAUUUUAGAGAUAGAAUAUUUGGAGGAGCAAUGCCUGAAGAUCUUGGAAACCAUCCAGGCAUCCGAAGAGAACGACACGGAUGUGAACAUGAAUGAGAACGGUGCAGAGGAUGCCGAUGACCGCAGGAUCAAGUACCUUAAGAGCACUUUUAUCUCCAAAAAGCAUUCCAUACAGGACGCCGGCUACGGUACCGCCGCCCGCCAUCGCCUGGCCCUGGUUAGCAUGGUCGAUACGAGAUCUUCAGAGUCCGCCCAACUGGGUCUUUCGACCGUCAGUCCGACUAAAGCAGCCGUAGAGGGCCUGAUGAGCAUGGGUCAGUCCGUCCUCCAAGGCAACAUGUCCCAGAGUUUCUCACAUAACCUUGGUAAGGCAUCUCCAUUGCUUGAUAAGAUCAAAACCGAGAUGAUGCAGGUAGAUGAGGACUACCAACACGAUGGCGGCUUCCCCAGGAACGGGGAGGGUGGCGGCGACUCCAGGCAGCACCGGGACACUCCUGGAACCCCGACCAGAGGCAGCGUCAUCACCAGCGCCCGUGAGCUCCACUCCGCCGAUAGUUCUGCUGAUUCCCAAGGAGACAACAGCCAAGCGGGUCUGGUCAAUAUGGCCAGUCUGGCUGAUAGACAUUUCGCUUCACUGUGCUCUAUCCCAUCCAACCAUAAGAGCGAAAGCAUGCUGCCCUUGCCUGUAUCCAUGGCCUCAUCGCUACAUGUGCCAUCCUCCCUGGCCAUGUCGAUGGAUUUCAGUGCAUAUGGGGGGCUCUUUCAUCAGAGCUUGAUUCAGAGGGAGUUCUUAAGCAAGCUCGGAGAUUUCACAGCAAAUGUGAAGCACGAGGUCCAAACCCAGAAAGAACGAUGUGAGGUGUGUGAUAUGGAGCUGCCUGACAAUGAAGCUGCUGAACAACACAGGAAGUUGCACGGUGGAGUGAAGACCUUUGGCUGUGAGUUCUGUGGAAAGCAGUUCCUGGAUAGUUUACGACUAAGGAUGCACAUGCUGUCUCAUUCAGCUGGACCAAAAGCACUAGUAUGUGAUCAGUGUGGGGCUCAGUUCUCCAAGGAAGAUGCCCUGGAAGCCCAUCGACAGACUCAUACAGGCUCAGACAUGGCAGUGUUUUGUCUUCUUUGUGGGAAGCGUUUCCAGACCCAGAAGGCUUUGCAGCAGCACAUGGAGAUUCACGCCGGCAUGCGCAGCUACAUUUGCAGCGAGUGCGAACGCACUUUCCCGAGCCACACGGCGCUCAAACGCCAUCUCCGCUCGCACACAGGUGACCACCCGUUCGAGUGCGAGUUCUGCGGGAGCUGCUUCCGUGACGAGAGCACGCUGAAGGGUCACAAGCGCAUCCACACCGGAGAGAAGCCUUAUGAAUGUAACGGCUGCGGAAAGAAGUUCAGCCUCAAGCACCAGCUGGAGACCCACUACCGUGUCCACACAGGUGAGAAGCCGUUUGAGUGCAAGCUGUGCCACCAGCGCUCACGGGACUACUCCGCCAUGAUCAAACACCUGCGUACCCACAACGGCGCUUCGCCCUACCAGUGCACCAUCUGCCAGGAGUACUGCCCCAGCCUCUCGUCCAUGCAGAAGCACAUGAAGGCCCACAAGCCUGAGGAUGUGCCCCCAGACUGGAGGAUAGAGAAGACGUACCUGUACCUCUGCUACGUGUGAGACAGAGCCACAAAAAAGGAACGGGGAAUGUGGCAAGAUGCGCCCAGGGACAAUUCACCUAAAGGUUUGCUUUUGGUCCAGGCCAAAGACAGUGAGGGCGUGUGGUCGAACUGAUGAAAUGUGAUGUGGAAUUUUUUUGACGUUUUGUUUGUGAUAUGCAUUUGUGCACAUUUUUAGGAUGUAACUGCACUCACAAAUGUUUAUGAAAUGGAAAUGUGAUAUGCGAUAAAGGGAUGUGAAUUUUCAGAAAGUGUUAGUAUAGUCCACCACUAUGACGAGAAUCCAUUUGUCUGCAUUCCACCCUGUUGAUUGGAAAAAGUCACUACAUGAUCAUACAUGAUAAGGAUUCCUGCACUUUUCCUCCAUGGAUGAAACCCAUAAGUCAUAUAUUUUCAAGACCCUAAAAAAUCACUUGAGUUGACAUUUAGAGGAAUUAUAGGGAUCAUCCAAUAGGUUUAGUUACAAUUAUUUUAGUUACAUCACAACCACGAUUUUAAAUGGUCAAGGUCUCUAACAGUUCAACGUUUGGCGCUACACUAACAACCUCUCAAAGAACGCAAAGCCUCAAAUUUAGAUUUCGUGUGGUCUUAACAGAGCUAUUCUGAGUCAGAUAAAAACAUGGACCAAAGCUUCAAACUCACGUACAUGAUGAAAUAGAGGAGCUAAACACAUUAGCGGAUGAAAUUAUGCCAUUUUUAGUAAAUUGCUCCCUUAAGUUCAUUAUUAGGCUUUCUAGUCCUCAAUUUUAAUGAUUUUUUUUUAUAUAAGUACGUGUGAGGAAAUGCACAGGGUUGGACCCAUUAGUCAUUUUCUUUAAAGCGUAAUAAAGUGCUUAACAAAACAGCUUUUCUCAGAGGUACAUCCAAAUUGUGCUGCCAAGCAACUGUAGUGGAUGUUCAGGGACAUUUAUUCAACCUUAAAUAACUACACUGUGCACUUUCAGAGUUUCAGAGGCCCUUUUUUGUUGUUUUCAGCACUACAGAGAGGUUAUUCUAUAUAAUUUGCUUUCAUUUCAGUCUCUUUCGCACCAAAUAAAACAGUAUGACGGUUGAUUUCAUUUUUACAUUCACAUAGUAACAUUUUGCUAUUGCAGGCAUUUUAGUCUAAUGAAUUGUUAAUGCCGUACUCAUGAAUUAAAAAGAGAUUAUUUUUUAGAAUCAAAAAACGAAAUGCAGUAUAUGCUUCUGUGGAUAUGUCGAUAUAUGUUUUGCUUAGGAUACUUUGUUAGUAAGCUAGCCGUUAUAGUUUGAGUUCUGUCAUUUCUGUUCAAACGUUUUACUUGAAUUGCCUAAUUUUGUUACCUCACAUGCUAGAUUUAUUUUUGUACUAGACUUUUGUUUCUCAUUUCCUGCUGAGCUGAGUUUAAAAACUGUGCAACGUGAAGUAAUUCAUCGGUAUCAGAAUACCACAUCAUCAGACCCACACGGAAUCCGAGAGAUCCCGCAGAUUUGAGCAGAAUUGGAAUGACCGUUCUGUAUAUUGCAUUACAUUGCAUUACAUUUGCUCUUUACAUUUAAAGCGUUUUACUAUGUUUAAAUGUUUUCCACACUAUUGGAGAAUUCUCAAAACAAAAUCCGUGGAGUGAAGGUGGUGUUCAGCUAAUUUUCUUGGGCAAAAUCCUAAAAUCCCACACUCUAAUAGCAAUAGCAAUAUGUGAUUAUUUUACGUUUUGGCGAAUUGGUGGCUAAUUCGUAUUCAUUUGUAAGAUGUCAUUUUAGUAUGAUAUGCUUAUGGCCAACUGAUGGUUAGAUUUCAAGGUGGACCUUUGUGCUUAAGUUUUUCUAAAAAUCGUACGUUACUGUUCAUACAAAAUCACCACCUCAUAAAAUAGUUGUAGUUUUCUCAUUAGGUCGGGUUGGAAAUACCAACACAAUCUCAUGGCCACUAUUUCACAUUUAAUUCGUAAUCUCAUUUCGUACGAUCUUCUUACACCCCACCUACGAUAAUAUUUAGGGGUGGGGUUAAGGCUUCAUGCUUACUUUUUUCUAAAAAUUUUACGUUUCCUUAUAAAUCGAAUCGUACGAAUUCAUACAUAAUUGACCAUAUGAAUGACAUUGUACGAAUUUAUACAAAAUCGCCACCUCAUAGUUACGUUUUAUCAUUAGAUCAGGUUGGAAAUACCAACACAAUUUAUUGCCAACUAUUUUAUUUCGUAAACUCAUUUCUAUUUCCUUACAAAUCAAAUUGUACCAAUUCAUACGUAAUCGACCUUAUGAAUUACCAUACGAAUCACAUUGUACGAAUUCAUAUAAAAUCGCCACCUCAUAAAGUCGUUAAGUUUUCUCAUUAGGUUCGGGUUGGAAGUACCAACACAAUCUCAUGGCAACUAUUUUACGUUUAAUUCGUAAUCUCAUUUGUAUGUUUUCGUACGGUCUUCUUACACCCCAGUGGACGGUUAUGUUUAGGUGUGGGGUAGGGCUUCAUGCCUACUUUUUUCCAAAUAUUUUACGUUACAAAUCACAUUGUAAAAAUUCAUACGUAACCGAUCGUACGAAUCACAUUGUACGAAUUCAUACAAAAUCGCCUCCUCAUAAAAAGUUACAUUUUCUCAUUAGGCCGGGUUGGAAAUACCAACACAAUCUCAUGGCAACUAUUUUACGUUUAAUUCAUAAUCUCAUUUGUACGUUUUCGUACGAUCUUCUUACAAACCAGAGACGGUAAUAUUUAGGGGUGGGGUUAGGCUUUCAUGCUUACUUUUUCUAAACAUUUUACAUUUCCUUACAAAUGACAUUGUACGAAUUCAUACGUAAUCGACCAUACGAAUUACCAUACGAAUCGCAUUAUACGAAUUCAUAUAAAAUCGCCACCUCAUAAAAUAGUUACGUUUUCUCAUUAGGUCGGGUUGGAAGUACCAACACAAUUUCAUGGCAACUAUUUUACGUUUAAUUCAUAAUCUCAUUUGUACGUUUUCGUACAAUCUUCUUACAAACCAGAGACGGUAAUAUUUAGGGGUGGGGUUAGGCUUUCAUGCUUACUUUUUCUAAACAUUUUACAUUUCCUUACAAAUGACAUUGUACGAAUUCAUACGUAAUCGACCAUACGAAUUACCAUACGAAUCGCAUUAUACGAAUUCAUAUAAAAUCGCCACCUCAUAAAAUAGUUACGUUUUCUCAUUAGGUCGGGUUGGAAGUACCAAUACAAUCUCAUAGCAACUAUUUUACAUUUAAUUCGUAAUCUCAUUUGUAAGUUUUCGUACGGUCUUCUUACACCCCGGUGACGGUUAUGUUUAGGGGUAGGGUUAGGGCUUCAUGUUUACUUUUUUUCUAAAAAUUUUACAUUUCCUUACAAAUCACAUUGUAAAAAUUAAUACAUAAUUGCCACCUUGUAAAAUAGGAAUCAACAUGAUUGUGAAUUUUGUGAGAGGAUGAACAUUUUUCACCCAAGCAAAUUUCGCAACAGGUUCAAGUUGGACAUGAAAAUUUGCUGCUUUGACCAACCGAAAACUAUUUUAAAGUGACUUCUGUUUGAGUGGCGCUUCAUCGCCACAGUAUUGACAAUGGACAAUACUAAUUUUGCCCACAAAAUUUCGUUAAUGUGACCGCACCUUACCUGCGAAUUCCGUCUGGGUCUGCGCAUUAUUCAGUGGUAUUUUAGCGUUAAGAGUAGUACAAGUGUGCAUAUCAGUCUCUCGGCCAUCUGUUUCAGGGCUACCUCUACUCUGCUCUUAGUUUUGCACUAAAGCAAAAGCACACUUUUGUUUUGCUUGUAACUAGCAUUUUCAUUUACACCCACUCUCAUGUUUCCAUUCGCUAAAAAAAAAAGAAAUCCCGGUUCGUUCGUCAUUAUAUUUACACUCCUUACAAUGAAACAUAUUCAGACUGAAAGGGAAGAUGCAUACGAUCUAGAUAAUUUUAGAGUAGCAUUGAGAAAAUGUUUAGUUAUUAGAUACUUGAGGGGAUAAACUUGAAACAAUGCGAAUAAAAAUGAUCUUUUUAUGUGAAAAUUAUUCAAGCGGUGAGUCAUCAGAGAAGCGGUACUGAUGCGUGCAGUUACGUGGGGAUAUUCGCUAGAGAAAACAAACGAAUAGGUGAUUUUCUGUGAAAAUAAAUCUCUCGACAAGAGCCAAACUCGGCACUUUGAUAAGGGAAUAUGUUGUAUUUUUGUACGGGGUAUUGUGCGACCCUUGUUCUUUUGUUCAUUUUGAGUGAGGCGAAUAUUUUUACAGUAUCUUUUGCAUUUGUGCUUGUUCUUGAUUUGAGUGGAAAAUUGUUUUCUUGUGCUUAUUUUACAAUGUUAAACAUAUACAAGUAGUAGAUGUUUGUAAAAACAUAUUGUAGUCAUUGCUGCUGGGUGUCAAUUCAUAUGAUGACGAUGAUGAUGAUGAUGAUGAUGAUGAUUCCACAUUUUAAGUAUAAAAUGACUUUGAGUGAACUAAUGCCAAGAGCUGUAGGUCUACGACAGCGUAAUGGAGCACAAGCGAUGUGUAAGACAUGAAAAGUAAAGCUGUAUCUGUGUGUUUGUAUUGUGUUCACCGAUCACUGUAAGAUUAGAGUCACCUAUAAGGUCUGUACUGGUCCUCGUGUGUGCAGUGUGAGUCAAUGUGGUCAAUUUAUUCAGUGUUAAAUACAUGCACCAGUUAGCAGCAGAGAGGUGCUGUCACAGACACCCUGUAAAUGAUUUGAUCCAUCUUCUGCCCUUUGUAUUUGUGUCUUUAUGCAAAGUCACCUUGAUAUGAACUGUGCUCUUAGGCAAUCAGGGAUGCCUUCACUUUACCCACAGAACAUCAGAAAUAUCAAUUUUAGAAUAAACACCCUACUCUUUAUGGAUACUGUGUUUAGGUUUGUAACCCCUUUCAGCUACUAACCUUUUUUUUUUUUUAAGUCAUCACAAGCAAUAAAUCUACAGGUCAGCAUGUAAGAGAAAACUUGGCAUCCCUGCCGCUGUAUCACUGUGUUUUACUUUGCUUUCAGACAGGAAGUAGCCAUGUCACUCAGUGCUCCCAUAUUUGUGCCAUUGUUACACAAAUUAAUACUCGGACUGAGGAUCCACUUGGGACCAAAUGGCCAUUUCGCUCCAUUUGCCUUGUUCUAGUGACAAGACUGUGUUCUUGGUGUCGAAAUGGUUUUACAUUCGUCAUGUUUUACUUUAUUGUAUUGUCUACCUCAGCACCAGUUCUUUGUGUAACUUUUAAAAGGUGCCCAAUUAUUGUUACUUUGUGCAUAAAUUUUGUAUUAUAGCCUUGUAGGGUUUUUGUUCUUCUCUUUUUUUUCAGCAUAGAGAUGCUGUUUUGAAGCACUGUGUGGUGUUUUUGAUGCUGCAGAUAGAGGUGUAGAUUCCUUUUCCCUUCUCUAUGUGGGUUCAGACACAUCUCUGUAUACGUCAGUGUUCUAAAAUAAACUUGUAACAGAAA